AAGCGUUAAACAUUUUAGUUUUAAUAUUUUUUUAAGAGAUUUAGCAGUGGUUUUCUGUUCUUCAAAUUAUGUGACAAAUGAUUAAACAUACAGUAUUCAGUGUCUGUAUAGUUGUAUCUUUGAUAGAAUAAGUGUCAGAACAUGUAAAUAGUAUCAGGUGAUUGAAGUCAUUAAUUGUGUCGAACCGCAGUUCGCGAUAUAGACUUUUCUUUUUCAUAUUUCCAUUUUAUCAUUGUUUUUAUGUAACAACAAGUGUAUGUUUACAAAGAUUACUGAAUUAAUGUUAGUUAAUCACUUAUGAUUAUUCUAGUUGACCUUGCUUUAAACAUUAAUAAAUGUAUUAGACUUAUGUAGUACAAAUAGAAAUAUCAACAAUGUCAGAAAAAAUUCCUACUAAUCAACCACAACCUAUCGUUAAGAUAGGUCAUUACACACUUGGACAAACAUUAGGUGUUGGUACAUUUGGUAAAGUAAAAAUUGGAGAACAUGUUUUAACAAAACAUAAAGUUGCUGUAAAGAUUUUGAAUCGUCAGAAAAUUAAAAGUUUAGAUGUGGUUGGAAAAAUUCGAAGAGAAAUACAAAAUCUUAAGCUUUUUAGGCAUCCUCAUAUUAUUAAACUGUAUCAAGUAAUAAGUACACCUACAGAUAUAUUUAUGAUAAUGGAGUAUGUAUCAGGUGGAGAGUUGUUUGAUUAUAUUGUGAAACAUGGCAAAUUGAAAGAAUACGAGGCAAGAAGAUUUUUCCAGCAGAUUAUCUCUGGGGUUGAUUAUUGUCACAGACACAUGAUAGUUCAUCGUGAUUUAAAACCUGAAAAUCUUCUCUUAGAUCACAAUCUACAUGUAAAAAUAGCAGAUUUUGGCUUAUCAAACAUGAUGAUGGAUGGAGAGUUCUUACGUACUUCUUGUGGUUCUCCUAAUUAUGCAGCACCAGAAGUAAUUUCAGGUAAACUGUAUGCUGGACCUGAAGUUGAUAUCUGGUCUUGUGGAAUAAUACUUUAUGCUCUGUUGUGUGGUACAUUACCCUUUGACGAUGAACAUGUACCGACACUCUUCCGUAAAAUUAAAUCUGGAGUCUUUCCCAUCCCAGAGUACCUGAAUAAAAGUGUUGUAAGCCUUUUGUGUCACAUGUUGCAAGUGGAUCCUAUGAAAAGGGCAACCAUUGAAGAUAUCAAGAAACAUGAAUGGUUUCAAAAGGAUUUGCCUUCGUAUUUAUUUCCAUCACCUGUUGAACAAGAUUCUUCUGUAAUUGAUAUCGAUGCGGUAAAUGAGGUUUGUGAAAAAUUCAAUGUAAAAGAAGCAGAAGUUCAUUCAGCGUUAUUAGGUGGAGAUCCGCACGAUCAAUUGGCAAUUGCGUAUCAUUUAAUAAUAGACAAUAAACGAAUCGCAGACGAGGCUGCUAAGGCCGAGUUAAAAGAUUUUUACGUAGCCUCUAGUCCGCCUCCAGUUGCUUUUAGUCCGAAUGAUGCAAAUAGCAGCCCUUUGAGACCGCAUCCAGAAAGAAUAGCACCAUUCCGAGAACGACAGAGCUCUCUAGGAAGUACAUCGUCUCAGAUGCAAGGUCCUCGUGGUACUCCAGUAAAACGAGCCAAGUGGCAUUUAGGAAUCCGCUCACAAUCUAAACCUAAUGACAUCAUGAAUGAAGUUUAUCGCGCUAUGAAAGCUCUCAAUUUUGAAUGGAAAAUCAUAAAUGCCUAUAGUGUCAGAGUCCGUCAGAAAAAUAACAUAACUGAUAGGUAUAGCAAGAUGUCGUUGCAACUUUAUCAAGUUGAUUAUAAAAGUUACUUAUUGGAUUUUAAGUCUUUAUCGAAUGAAGAAGAAGAUAUUGGACGAGAUCCUACACUUCCGCCACCUCAAGCGACCGGUCACCAUACAAUGGAAUUUUUUGAAAUGUGUGCAGCAUUAAUCACGCAAUUAGCACGAUAAAUUUGCUGCAUGAUAUGAGUCAUCAUUUUUUAGAAUUAUGUUAAUAUUGUGUUUUAUUUCUCGUUGUACAUACUCUGUGCAACAUGUAUCAUGCGAUUCAUAUGAUAAAGGGGUCAUUUGGAAAGAAUGAGUAACAGUUUUACAAAGAAGACAGAAGAAAAAUAAUAAACCUGUAGAAAGUGAA
This is a messenger RNA of Osmia bicornis bicornis, 2106 nucleotides long. It is a transcript of the gene AMPKalpha, whose product is annotated as 5'-AMP-activated protein kinase catalytic subunit alpha-2. The transcript has 10 exons. Bases 375 to 1922 code for a protein of 515 amino acids. Gene Ontology annotation, molecular function: ATP binding; protein serine/threonine kinase activity. Lineage: Eukaryota; Metazoa; Arthropoda; Insecta; Hymenoptera; Megachilidae. The record is from RefSeq and is a predicted model, not a curated record. Gene Ontology annotation, biological process: intracellular signal transduction; protein phosphorylation. Gene Ontology annotation, cellular component: cytoplasm.